Molecule: messenger RNA, 3392 nt
Organism: Lynx canadensis (Canada lynx)
Lineage: Eukaryota; Metazoa; Chordata; Mammalia; Carnivora; Felidae
Product: ERI1 exoribonuclease 3-like
Biological process (GO): exonucleolytic trimming to generate mature 3'-end of 5.8S rRNA from tricistronic rRNA transcript (SSU-rRNA, 5.8S rRNA, LSU-rRNA)
Molecular function (GO): 3'-5'-RNA exonuclease activity; nucleic acid binding
Source: RefSeq, a predicted model, not a curated record
AUGGGACCCUUCCCCUGGGCCUUCCACUCCAUUUCACCGGCCACUUGCUGGGAGCGUGGCCUGAACCUCCUCACCUCUCGUGAGGAGUCCACGUGGGCAACGGGAAACGCGACCCGCCCGAACCUCCCUGGGGGGGGGGGGGUCUCGUGCACUCAGAGCCCACCGCCCCGAGAUUCCCCCGAGGCCCCCAGUUCCCGAGCCCACGCCUCUCCCACCUCCGUCUUCCACGGGCUCCCUCCUGGCGUGGCCGCCUCCUCCAGCCUUGCUUCCAAACCCUCUGAAUGUUCUCGGGCGUGUCCUCCGUUCAGCCUUGGAGCUGCCCGGCCUCCUCGUGCCGCCGGCCCACCGCCAGGGGCCACAGCGCAAGCGCAGGCGCAGGCGCAGAAUAAGGAACUGAGGCACAGGGGUUUCUGGGAACCAUCGGACACAGGAUCCCGAACCUUCUCACUGGCCGGGGUCAGUGUGCAGAUCACAGAGAUUGGGUCUGCCUUUCCCACAUAUGUCCAGCCUGUGGUCCAUCCACAGCUUUCUCCCUUCUGUACCCAGCUCACCAGGAUUAUUCAAGCCAUGGCGGAUGGUCAGCCAAGCCUGCAGCAAGUGGUGGAGACGGUGGAUGAGCAGAUAGCAAAAGAAAGCCUCUUCGAUCCAAAGUCAAUUUUUGUCACAUGUGGAGACUGGGACUCGAAAGUCCCAGGCCGGCCAUACUUGGGUUUGCCAGUGGCAAAUUACUUCAAGCAGUGGAUUAAUUUGAAAAAGGCUUACAGCUUCACCAUGGGCUGCUGGCCCAGGAAUGGAUUUCUAGACAGGAACCAGGACCCCAGCCUGCAACACAUAGGCGGGUCCCACCGCAACGAUGACUACAAUAUUGCCAACAUCAUAAAGACACUUGCAUACCAAGGCCUCGUCUUCAAGCAGACGUCGAAGCCAUUCUGACUGGCCCAGGACGGGAUGGGGCAGGACAGGGUAGCUGCUUGGCUCAGCCUAGAACCCUCCUUUCCCUCACCAGAGAGGAAAAGGGGGAGUGGCAUGGCUCUGCCUCCAGUGUCCCCCAGUCCACCCUGUGGACCGGUGUCCUGGGUAAGGACUUGGCCACUUGGCCCCUCUGGAGCAGAAACUUUGUGUCCCCCACGCCAACCCCUCAACCUCAGCCCAGUAUCAGCCCCUCCCAUUGUGGGCCUCGUCCAAGACAACCCAUGCACUCACAGCCUCCUCCCGGGUAUGUAGGCUUUGCUGGGGCCACCAGGCCCCCCUGUGCUCCCUCCCAUCCAUAGUGCAUGAUGUGUGGUGCCCCCAGGGCUCCAGGAGAGAUCAGGCCCAACCUUGUGUCUACCCCCAUCCCCACCGUGAACAUGCCACUGGAUAAAGUCGGGGAACAAGAAAAAAAAAAAUGGAAGAACUGGGCUAGAACCAAGAAGACUUCACUACAGCUAAGUAUGAUGUCAUAAUACUCAUAAAUAAGCAGUAAAAAAAAAAAAGGAUUAAUGAAGGUUGGAAGUGUAACUCAUGACGUGUGGGAAACAUGUCUGCCAAAAAACAGUUAUUGUAUCACACCCCUGUUCAAAAUGCCAGAAUAGACAUAGAGGAUACAAAAAUAAAGAUCACACUCCAUUUCUGCGCACAUAAAGCCCACAGUUAGCGGGGGAGAAGUCAUGUGUAAAACCCUCAGAAAUCAUUUACCAGGCAGGAUGUGACAAGGACUUGGCACGAGUCAAUGUGGCUUCAGUAGCCACGGCUCCCAGCACCUGAAUACCUCACCCAAAUCUGAAAAUCUCCCCUUUGUUAGGAUGUAUUCCAGGCAGGAACCCUCACCCUCAGGAUGGGGGAGAGGAAAAUUGAACGGCUCAUGGGAGUCUGGGCUACGGGAGCCUGGACAGAAGGUCCCAAAUCAGUAUUCAGGUUAAGAGUUGAGAAGGGCAUUUCCUUCGUAAUCUCUUCCCUGUGGGAGGACUUCAAAACAUCAAAUGUUUUGAACCUUUAUUUUUUGAUUGGAGAGCAUUUGAAAAUACCUCACUAAAUCACGUGGAGAAUUCAUAAGCAAAUGAGAGGAGAGGAAAUGAGCGUGUGGUUGUAUGUUUGCAUGUGUUGAUGCGUGGUUGAGAAAAAGGGAGGAGAGUGACACAUCAGAAACAUUUGAAUAGUUGUGGCCUGACUCUGUGGCCAUGAGAAUCUCAUAAAGCACUUCAUCUAUUCCUUGGGUUAAUUAUGUGCCACAAAUGAAUAUUAGAUGAGAGCAAUGAGCACGCCCUUAUUUCAACUCAUUUAGGAUUUCCUAACUUAUGACUCAUUGGCCUUGUGAUUAUGAGUGCUGUUUUUGGAGGUGGCCAUAAGAAGUUCCACAUGUUUCUAAAACAGGACUUCAAACAUUUUUCUAACAAGUGACAUGCAUUCUUUAAAGACGAUAAGGUAUAGACAGAUCCCGACUUCUGAUGGUUGGACUUAAAACAGUUUUGUGGCUUCAUGAUGGUGCAAAAGCGACACACAUUCAGUAGAAAGUGUACUUUGAAGUUUGAAUUUGGAGCUUCUCCCCAGCUAGCCAUAUGUGGGAUGAUCCUCCUUCAUGACGCUGGUCACAGGAAACGAGGUACGGCUCCCACUCAGCCUCGUGAUCAUGAGGGUAAGCUAUCGACACACAACCACUCGCUACCCACAUGGCCAUUCUUAUUGUCAUCUCCAGUACAGUGUUCAAUAGAUUACAUGAGAUACUCAACACUUUAUUAUACAACAGGCUUUGUGUUAGAUGAUUUUGCCCAGGUGUAGGCUAAUGUAAGGGUUCUGAGCAUGCUUAAGAGAGGCGAGGCUAAGCUAUGAUGGUUGGUAGGUGUAUUAAAUAUUUUCAACUGACGAUAGGUUUAUCGGGACGUACGUAAAGGAAGAUCUGUGUAUUCAAAAAUAUAUUAUUUCACCACUUGGCUUGGCUAAAUAAUCUAGUCUGUUCUGGCCUCCGAUGAAAUUCAUUCUGUGUGACAUGAGGAGGUUCAAUAGCUGAGUCACAGACAGCACAUCCAGGGCUGCUCCCUCCCAAUGGCUCAGUGACUGUCUGCUCCCAGUGUGCCUCUGGCAAACUCCGGAGCCUCCGGGGACCUUCCAAAGGGCACACCCUGAACCCUGGGCUGUGUGAAUUCUACUUCUAGUGUGGUAGCUCAGAGGCGAACUGGACUAAGGUUGUAGGGUGGGAGAGAGACGAUUUCUGAGCAGCCUCUUGAGAAAUUGGCAAGCAACUCACAGCUGAACAGAGCGAGUCUACGGGCGAGGAGUGAAGAAUGGAGGGGUUAGCCAAAGUCAGAAAUAACAAGUUCCAGCUUUAUUCAGGAAGCACACCAAAUUCUUUUUUUUUUUUUUUUUUUAAUAUUUACUUUUGAGAGCGAAGACAGAGUGAGCAGGCAAGGGGUCGA